AUGAGGCUGAUCAACGUUCAGAACUAUGUAUUUCGCCAUGAAUUCAUCGCUUUGCCUCUGGCCAACCAACCGAAUGGCGCUCAGGCCUACCCAAAGUGCCUCAAUAUUGAAAUCACUGGCUCUGGUACCAAGACGCGUUCAGGAACAUUAGGUACAGAGCUGUACAAGGCCGAUGACCCGGGCAUUGCCUUCAAUCCGUACGAACCUUUCACCAAUUACCCCAUGCCCGGCCCAGUCCUGUUUAUUGGCUAG
Molecule: messenger RNA, 252 nt
Organism: Clonostachys byssicola
Lineage: Eukaryota; Fungi; Ascomycota; Sordariomycetes; Hypocreales; Bionectriaceae
Source: the annotation of a GenBank genome assembly